Molecule: messenger RNA, 455 nt
Organism: Pterocles gutturalis (yellow-throated sandgrouse)
Lineage: Eukaryota; Metazoa; Chordata; Aves; Pterocliformes; Pteroclidae
Product: cell division cycle 5-like protein
Exons: 3
Biological process (GO): regulation of transcription by RNA polymerase II; mRNA splicing, via spliceosome
Cellular component (GO): spliceosomal complex; Prp19 complex
Molecular function (GO): RNA polymerase II transcription regulatory region sequence-specific DNA binding; DNA-binding transcription factor activity, RNA polymerase II-specific
Source: RefSeq, a predicted model, not a curated record
GUUUGUUUGGGUUUUUUAAGGAUGAAAUUCUGAAAGCAGCUGUGAUGAAAUAUGGCAAAAACCAGUGGUCUCGUAUUGCUUCUUUAUUGCACAGAAAAUCAGCAAAGCAGUGCAAAGCCAGAUGGUAUGAGUGGCUAGACCCGAGCAUCAAAAAGACAGAGUGGUCACGAGAAGAAGAGGAGAAACUGUUGCACCUGGCCAAGCUCAUGCCAACCCAGUGGAGAACCAUUGCCCCAAUUAUUGGGAGAACUGCUGCACAGUGUUUGGAACACUAUGAAUUUCUGCUGGACAAAGCUGCACAGAGAGACAAUGAGGAAGAAACUGCUGACGAUCCUCGGAAACUUAAACCUGGAGAAAUUGAUCCAAAUCCAGAAACCAAACCAGCCAGGCCAGAUCCUAUUGACAUGGAUGAAGGUAAGAUAGGAAUUUGUUUACCAUUUUUGACAGCAGUCUGA